Molecule: messenger RNA, 1351 nt
Organism: Brassica napus (rape)
Lineage: Eukaryota; Viridiplantae; Streptophyta; Magnoliopsida; Brassicales; Brassicaceae
Exons: 6
Coding region: 90-1253 (387 amino acids)
Molecular function (GO): microtubule binding
Source: RefSeq, a predicted model, not a curated record
AACAAAUGUUUCUUAGUAAAAAAGUCGGUCUACAUAAAGAAUAACAUUUAAGGCAGUUGAUUUGAAAAAGUUUCUGGAGAGUAAAUGGAAUGCUUAAAUCACGCAAAAACAAUUUUCAAAUUUGUCGCUCCUUUAAAUUAUCUCCCAUGGUAAGGCCUCUUUGUUACUUUUUAUCGGUUUCCAAUUUCUGUUCUUCAAAAAAUCAAGAAUCUCAAAAGCACAAUAUGGAUUCUCAAGAAGCAGGUUCAUCAUUGACUACUACACUCAUUUGUUUAUCUCCUAUCGAAAAUCGCUUUUUUCAUAAGUUGAUCAUGUUUUUGAAACAUUCUCUCUCACUUGCAUUAGCAGCAAGAGAAAAGGUUGAUUUCUCGCAGCUAGUAAGAGAUAAAGAGAGUGAAUGGAAUCAUCGGAGAAGCUUGGCAUGGGACUCAGCCUUCUUCACUACCCCUGGAGUAUUGGAUCAUGAAGAGUUGUUUGGGAGCUUAAAACUUGGUGAGAAUGAGAUUGACGUAAAUCAGAAGAAGGACUCCAUCAAGAAGACACUUCUUCCAUGUGUUUCUUCUGACAUCGCUACUCGUCCAAGUUUUGCAUGGGACAAUGCGUUUUUAACCGAGCCAGGUGUUCUUGAUGCGGAGGAAUUGUCGCUAGUGAACAAUGGUUUCACAAGUAACACACAGCCUCGUAACUCUGCUGAUUCCAUGACUACAACAACUGAAGGAAGCAGAUUAUCUGUGUCGAGCAUUGAGCUUGAUCUGUUUAACGACCUGAGAGCCUCUUUAAGUAAUAUGAAGGAGACGAGAGCUCAAGAGAUCCAACGCAAGUUACCAGAUGGUAACAAGAGAGCUAAGUGGUACAAACUGAAAAGUCAACGUUUGAGUCUCAUUCCUCAACCAAAAGCGUAUACUCCUUCUUCUUCAUCGUCAUUGUCAUCUUCAGUCUCCAAAUCUUUGACUCCUCGUCAAGCUAAACCUGAGAAGAAAGUUGUUGCAAGUGAACUCGGGCAUAAGGGAUCAAAAUCUAUCACACGAUCAUCUUAUUCUGGAUAUAAAGGGAAGGAUUUGGCAUCAUCAUCCUCUGGUCUGAGGUUACCCUUGCCAAAGAUGGGUUUCUUCGACUCGGAGAACGAGGGAGAUAAAGAAAACAAAGAACCAAAUGCUUCUGCAAACACAAGAAGAAGACACAAGUCGAAACUCGGAACGCUUUCUCCAAAAGAAACCCCUAACGUUUUGGGCCAACACAAGACUCGAAAGUGAAACGGGCAAUAGCGACUAUACUUUGGUCUUGUGUGCGUUGCAAGGAACCGUUCAUUCGUCUGUCAUAUUGACUACUGAAUCAAUGUUUCUUGUUGGAU